This is a messenger RNA of Poeciliopsis prolifica (blackstripe livebearer), 6255 nucleotides long. RefSeq names its product leucine rich repeat containing 8 VRAC subunit Ab (gene lrrc8ab). Gene Ontology annotation, molecular function: protein binding. The transcript has 3 exons. NCBI's taxonomy places the organism in Eukaryota, Metazoa, Chordata, Actinopteri, Cyprinodontiformes, Poeciliidae. The coding region runs from base 308 to 2695 and encodes 795 amino acids. The record is from RefSeq and is a predicted model, not a curated record.
GCCCCCACAGACAAUACUCUGGGUAUUAUUAACGGAAAUGGCUAAGAAUAGAGAGGAGAGGAGCGAGGUGGCUCCUCUGGCGCUCACGUUGUUUGGGUUAAACACGCCAAAACGGAAUGUCUUCUUUACAAAAAGGCCUUCUUUGGCGUGCAUGUUGGGUGUGGUGCAGUCACACGACGCAAGAGGUUGAUCCGAAGGGCUAGAUCAGGCUUUCAUGCACAGCAGAGACAAAGCACGGUGGCUGCGAAGAGUUCUACUCUUCUUUAUAAAUGGCUUUGUUGGGCUUUACAGUUUGGAUUUAUGAGCCAUGAUCCCCAUCACUGAGCUGCGGUACUUUGUGGACACACAGCCAGCAUACCGCAUCCUAAAACCAUGGUGGGAUGUGUUCACCGACUACAUCUCCAUUGUUAUGCUCAUGAUUUCGGUGUUUGGCGGCACACUUCAGAUCACCCAGGACAAGAUGAUCUGCCUUCCCUGCAAAUGGAUCGUCAAUGAAACCUGUAAAAAGAACUUCAGCUCCACCCUGUCCACAUCCUUCCUAUUGGAGCCUAAAGGGAUCCAGUACAAUCUGGAUCGCCAUCAGUACAAUUACGUUGAUGCAGUGUGCUAUGAAAAUAAGUUACACUGGUUUGCCAAGUACUUCCCCUACUUGGUAUUACUCCACACUCUUAUUUUUCUAGCCUGUAGCAACUUUUGGUUCAAAUUUCCUCGGACUAGCUCCAAACUGGAGCACUUUGUAUCCAUCUUGCUUAAAUGUUUUGACUCUCCAUGGACAACCAGGGCACUGUCGGAGACGGUGGUCGAAGAAAGUGAUCCCAAACCAAUGAAGAUGAAUGGAUCGUUUGACCACAAGGAGUCUGUGAUAAGUGAGGAUGUUGAAGCAAGUGUUCCAAUGAUUCAGAAAACAAAGACGCGUUUUGAGCAAGGCAUCGUUGACAGAACUGAAACGGGUGUUUUGGACAAGAAAGAAGGAGAACAGGCAAAAGCCCUAUUUGAAAAAGUGAAGAAGUUCCGUAUCCAUGUGGAAGAAGGAGACAUCGUGUACAGAUUAUACAUCCGUCAGACUAUCAUCAAAGUAAUCAAGUUCAUUUUAAUAAUCUGCUACACGGGGUAUUAUGUUCAAGACAUUCAGUUUAAUGUGGACUGCUCUGUGAAUAUAGAAAACCUGACUGGUUACAGAGUGUACCACUGUGCUCAUCCACUGGCGACACUUUUUAAAAUCUUGGCGUGUUUCUAUAUUUCCUUAGUGGUCGUGUACGGACUAAUCUGCAUGUACACACUCUGCUGGAUGCUGCGGCGCUCUCUGAAGAAGUACUCCUUUGAAUCUAUCAGGGAAGAGAGCAGUUACAGUGAUAUACCCGACGUGAAGAAUGACUUUGCAUUUAUGUUGCACAUGAUAGACCAGUAUGAUCCUCUAUACUCCAAACGUUUUGCUGUGUUCCUCUCAGAAGUCAGUGAAAAUAAGCUGAGACAGCUCAACCUGAACAAUGAGUGGACGCUUGACAAGCUCAGGCAGAGGAUAACCAAGAACUCUCAGGAGAAGUUGGAGUUACACCUUUUCAUGCUGAGCGGCAUUCCAGAUACAGUGUUUGAUCUGAUGGAGUUGGAAGUUCUCAAACUGGAGCUUAUCCCAGAUGUUACCAUCCCACCGAUCAUUGCGCAGCUCAUCAACCUCAGAGAGAUGUGGCUCUAUCACACUCCAGCCAAAAUCGAAGCUCCUGCCUUGGCUUUUUUGCGAGAGAACCUCAAGUCUCUUCACAUCAAGUUCACCGACAUUAAAGAAAUUCCUUUAUGGAUUUACAGUUUAAAGAACCUCAGUGAGCUUCACCUCACAGGGAACCUGAGUGCUGAGAAUAACCGUUAUAUUGUCAUUGAUGGGCUCCGCGAGCUCAAGAGGCUCAAAGUUCUCCGCCUGAAGAGCAACCUCACCAAGCUACCUCAAGUUGUGACCGACGUGGGUUUACACCUCCAGAAGCUCUCUAUCAACAAUGAAGGCACCAAACUGAUGGUGCUGAACAGCCUGAAGAAGAUGGUGAACCUUACCGAGCUGGAGCUCAUUCGCUGUGACCUGGAGCGCAUCCCCCACUCCAUCUUCAGUUUGCACAACCUACAGGAGAUUGAUCUGAAGGACAACAACCUAAAGACCAUUGAGGAGAUCAUCAGCUUCCAGCAUCUUCAUCGGCUGGUGUGCUUAAAGCUCUGGUACAACCAGAUUGCCUACAUUCCCAUUCAGAUUGGCACUCUGACCAAUCUGGAAAAGCUGCAUCUGAACAGAAACAAGAUUGAAAAGAUUCCCAGCCAGCUGUUUUAUUGCCGGAAGCUACGAGUCUUAGACUUGAGCCACAACAACUUGACGUACAUUCCAACAGAUAUAGGAUACCUUCAGAAUCUACAGUACAUGGCAGUGACAGCCAACCGGAUCGAGACACUGCCAAAUGAGCUGUUCCAGUGCAAAAAACUUCGCACCUUGAACCUGGGGAACAACUGCCUCCAGUCCCUUCCAUCACGCUUCGGAGAGCUGACCGCACUGACUCAGCUGGAGCUCAGAGGAAACCGUCUGGAGUGUUUGCCUGUGGAGCUGGGAGAGUGCAGACUGCUGAAGAGAAGCGGUCUUGUGGUCGAAGAGGACCUCUUCAACACGCUGCCCACUGAGGCUAAGGAGCAGUUGUGGAAAGCUGACAAAGAACAAGCAUGAACUUGUUUGUGAGGAAACCAAACGAUACCGUCCGCUUUGGUCAGGAUACAGAGUGGAAGCCCAUGGUGUCCCUGAGGCAGAAAGAAACAGGAUGUGCUCCCGCUUCAGUGUACUGCCAGUAAAGUUAGGUAUUAAACCAGUGCCAGUUUAGCAGACCAAAUGCUGACUCUGGCAUCUGCUGCUUGUUUUUUAUUUCUCUUUUGUAAAACUUCCGAGGCCAGUUCCAUUAUGAUCUCGAUAUUUUGUUUACAGUAUAAUUUUGUGGUAUUAAUGGUUUAGAGGAAAAAAAAUGUAAAAGAAAAUUAUUGGCCAACUGAACAUAUGUGGACUGCUCUGAAUUCCAAAAUAGGUCCCUAUUUAUAUUUUUUUAAAUAUUAUGUUUACUCUUGGGGGUUUAUAUGAACAACCAAAGUUAAAUUGCCAACCUUACAAAGUAAACACUUUUCUACAAGGUGUAGCAGCGUAUCUCUUGUACAACACUAAUGUUAACCUAACUAAAACAUGGAUCAUAGUGUUUCUGCUCUUCAUUGUGGGCUGUGGUUCUUAGAUACCUGUGCUGGCUUGGUUGGUAAAGUCUUGAAAAUAUGACUUGAAACACAUUAGAGGUAACUGAAAGUGCUGUAGUCAGAAAUAUAAAGUUGUCUUUAGGGAAAUUACUGUACAUGGUCAGACUUGGUUUGAGGUUUGAGCAUAAUUUGGAUUUCUGACCUCAUACUGAAGCUGUUUGUGUUCUCAUCCUCAAGUUUAAGGAUAAAUCUUUCCACAAAAUGCUACUUUAAACAGCCAUCAUUAGGAAAUGUUUUGUACAACUAAGUCUCAGGGUGUGUUGGGGGUUUUUUAUAGGUGGAGUGGAUCAAAUUCUGUUUGGUGUCCUCUGUUUGUAUCUUAAAAAGAAAAUUCAAAUGGAAGUAGAUUUUGAACAAAAAUUUUUAAAAAUUUGUCACUUUUGAAGUUGGAUGUAGUGGAGAGAAUGAGAACAUUUAGUAUCUUACUUGCUGUAGGUCUUGAUAACAUUUUAGAGAAGAGGCUUGGAUCAUUUAAUCAGGGUGACUUGUGUCCAGUAGGAAGAGUAGAUGUCUUGUAAUCCGGAAGUUGUGGGUUUGAUUCCAGGAUCUGCCACUUAAGGGUUCCCAUGGGCAGCACACUUAACCACAAACUCUUUGAGUAAUUGGUAUAACUUGAAAAGAACUGCAUAAAUUCAAUCCAAUAACAAUUAAGCUAACAUCCAAGAAUGGGCCAAGAAAACAUUUUGGCAAGAUAAAUAUUUUUUAGCAGUCUAUAAUGAUAUUUGAACCUUUGCACAUUGUCACUUUUGUGAAAAACAUCCUUUACAUAAAAACCCAGGUUAAGUGGUCAAGAUUUUUGUGGCCUGUUGCCAGUUGCAUUGUUUGUGAAACAUGUUGUAAACUAGUUGUGUGUAACAAAAUUUCUAUUUAAAUAGCAUUUAAAUGCAAAGAAGGGCACCGUUUAAUUUCUAAAUUUCAAAAUUUUCAUGAUUUGAAAUUAAAGCCAAUUAGAUUUGAACAAAAAAUUACAUUUUAUUUAGUAAAAGUGGAGAAAGAAAAAUAUGGCUUCAAAUUAAUAAAGAAAUUGUAGAAUUAGCUGUCUUAACAGUAAGGGUUUGUCUUUGUUGUGUGGUUUGGUGUUAUGUAGUGUUUAAGCGUCUACAGCAUGCCACUAUGACAUAUUUAUGGUAUUAUCAAAACUAAAAUGCUAUGGGUUAAUAUCAUCAUGGUAUUAAUACAAACUUUUAAAUAAAAACUUCUCAGCAUGAUUGCUUUUAUUCAAAACUGUUCUCCAGACAUUUUGAGGUUUACAUGAAAGACUUACCUUAGUAAGAGUGAUUGGGGCUCUUCUUUACUCCCCACAUGUUGACCUUGACUGUUGUGUCUUUGUGACCAUUAAUAUUUGGGAACAGUCUUUUUUUUCUGCAAGCAUUAAAAAAUUCAGGAGCAGUCUGUCAUCCAGUUGGAGAAAAACUAUAAUCACUUUUAUAUUAACGAGUGGCUCUUUGAAGCUUUUCUGUACCUUGAUAUCAUCACACAGGCCCAGUCCUAAUUCACACAGAUAGAAAAUAUUUAUUUGUAGUCACCACCACUUAUAGAAGGGGAUACUCCUGCUCUUUGUGUUGCUCUUUUGUGUAACUCUUGUCGUUUUUACUCGUUCUACAUUUGAAGUUACUUUUGCAGCUAAUAUUGCAUUCUUGCUUUGUUACAAUACCGGUCAUAACUUUAUUUUUAUAUAAGCUAACAAGUAAAGGUUUGGAAAUCUAACUUGAGUUUGUUGAACUAAAAUGUGCAAAAUUCAUUUAUUGUUCACUUUAUUUGUCACAUGGAUCUCAUGUUUAUAUACCCAAUUAUGUUGUAAUUUAAAGUUGUUUUUUUCUCAACUGUUGUAAGUGUUCAAAUUUAAGUAAAAUGGGUUUUAUCUUAUAUUUAAAGGUCACUUUUCUAGGGUUUCUAAUAUUAAAACAAGCAAAAAAAACCUUUGUUAUUUGGUGUUCAUGAAGUAAUGCAGUAAGGGAAGACUGUUUUUCUUCCCUGAAUAAAAGUGUGAAAAAACACUCAGACAAGUAACAGUCUACACUAUUUUAACUGCUGAAAAGUAUGAAACAUAUUUUAAGCCAUGUUCAUCUAAUUCAGUAGCUUGUGUAGUCACAAUAAAUUGUGCAAUAUUGCUUUCCUUUAAACUAAAUGUGGGUUUCACAGGUUUGGGGGCAUCAGCAUCCUUUUUGAUGCACUUGUUUUUUUUUACUACAGUGAUUUAAAAUAUUGUAGAUGAAGUAGGUCAUUUAAAAUUAUGUUUUUCUGGAGAAUGCUUUUGCACUCUAGCACCUUUUCCCACAAUGUUUUGCAAAUGUAAUAAUGGCACAAAACUAACAUAUACGAGAUGUAUUGUGUUUGUCUUGUUCUUGAGUAAUUGCAUACCAUAAAAACAAAGUGUGUAAAUUAAGAUUCAGUACCUUUAAUACUUACAUUACCUGUUGGACAUAGUCCUCUUACUAAGACAAUCAACAUUUUUGACCAACUGUAAAAUAAAAAUGAAGUUGUAGUGAGUAAACAUUUACCAUAGACUGCUUGGAUAGUUAUCCGUGUAUAGACUGUUUUCGUCUCUUUUGUUCUCUUUUUUUAAACCUUUUAUAACUUUUCUUCUAUUAUGUCAGGUGUUAUAUUGAAAUAGUUUCUCAGGAAUACAGCUAGAACUCUUCUUUUUUUAUGGGUUGCCUAUUGUUUUUUUUAUUCGUUUUUUGUAAUACACAUGGUUUUUGUUAAGAUCUAAACUUAUAGGACCAUUUUGUGUGCUGUUUUCAUUAUUAUUUUUUUUAUAUGUUUUGAGAAAAUAAAAUCCUUGGCUUAAUAAUUAACUACAUUUUUACCACUGAUAAUGUGUAAACUACAUGAAUAAAGCUACUUUUUAGAUGUGUUGUAUUACAAAGGACAAGUCUGUGUGUUUGAAUUAUAGGGCUUUCUUCAUGCUGUUGGUCAUGAUAGAUUUUUUUCUCUUUUUUCGUGGGUACAAAAAUCAUCAGUUUCUCUUUUCCAAUAAAAUGUGCUCAUUCA